GAGGGGCCUCGGUGCAACUUGCGGGAGGAGCUGCUGCAGUACAGCUGCAGGGAGGACAGCAUCGUCUACACCCAGGGAGAGAUGCAGACCCAGCAGAAUUUCAGUAUCAACACAUCCCUGCAGAGGACACAGGUGUCCCCCCAGAGCAUGUUCAUGCGGCUGCGAGCUGGGGAGGAGAUGAGUUUCAACAUGGAUGUGUUCCAGCCCUUGGAGAGCCCUGUGGAUCUCUACAUCCUCAUGGACUUCUCCUACUCUAUGUCUGAUGAUCUGGACAACCUCAAAAGCAUGGGUCAAAACCUAGCGGAGUUCCUGCAGGCCCUGACCUCCAAUUAUACCAUUGGAUUUGGCAAGUUUGUGGACAAAGUUACAUCCCCUCAGACAGACAUGAGACCCGAGAAGUUACGUGAGCCCUGGAACAACGCUGACUCCCCCUUCUCCUUCAAGAACAUCAUCCGCCUGACCAGCAACAUCAACUACUUCAGCCAGGAGCUCAGGAAAGAGCGCAUCUCUGGCAACCUGGAUGCCCCUGAGGGUGGCUUUGAUGCCAUCCUGCAGACAGCUGUUUGUAAGGAUAAGAUUGGCUGGAGGAAGGACAGCACUCACCUGCUCGUGUUCUCCACUGAAUCUGCCUUUCACUAUGAGGCUGAUGGUACCAACGUCCUGGCAGGGAUCUUGGCAAGAAAUGAUGAGCAGUGUCACCUAGAUGCUGAUGGCACCUACGUGUAUGACACCAAGCAGGACUAUCCUUCAGUGCCCACGUUGGUGCGCCUGUUGGGCCAACACAACAUCAUCCCCAUCUUUGCUGUCACUAACCACUCCUACAGCUACUAUGAGAAGCUGCACAAGUAUUUCCCCAUCUCUGAGAUUGGGGUGCUCCAGGAGGACUCUUCCAACAUUGUGGAGCUGCUCCGCACAGCCUUUGAGCGCAUCCACUCCAAGAUGGACAUCAGGGCUGAUUUUGUCCCUAAAGCCAUGAAGACAGAGUUCACCUCCUCCAUGUAUGAAAAGACAGAAUCUGGCUCCUUCCACAUCACCCGUGGGGAAUUGGGCAAGUUCAACGUGCGUGUGAAGGCUCUUGAGUACAUUGGUGGGCAGCAUGUCUGCAGCCUCCCUGAGAGAGACCGUCAGGGAGUCAUCCACCUGAAACCCACAUCCCUGAGUGACAGCCUCCAAGUCACAGCCUCUGUCAUCUGUGAUGUGUGUCCCUGUGAACAGCAACAAGAAUUCAGCUCACCCAAGUGCAGCCUCCAUGGGGACUUUGUUUGCGGGCAGUGCAUCUGCCAUCCGGGAUGGCGAGGGGACAAAUGCGACUGCUCCCCGGCCUCGUCCCCCAGCAACGAAGCCUGCAUUCGCCCCGGGGACACGGAGCCAUGCUCGGGCCGGGGCGAGUGCCUGUGUGGGAGGUGCCAGUGCUACUCCGAGGACCUGAGGCAGCGCUUCGACGGAGCCUUCUGCCAGUACGAUGUCCUGCAGUGCCCGCGCACCUCUGGCUUCCUCUGCAACGAUCGUGGCCGCUGUUCCCAGGGCGCAUGUGUGUGCGAGGCUGGCUGGGAAGGUCCUGGCUGUGAAUGUCCCACCAGCACAGACACCUGCAUCGACAGCCGAGGGGGCAUUUGCAACAACCACGGGAGGUGUGAAUGUGGCAGAUGCAUCUGUGACAAGUCUUCGCUCUACACCAGCUCCACCUGUGAAAUCAGCUACUCCCUGGGUUUCCAGGCUGUGUGUGAGAGCAUCCGGGACUGUGUCCGCUGCCAGACCUGGGGAACAGGGAACAUGAAAGGGAACUGCAGCAAGUGCCACCUCCAGAUCCAGAUGGUGGAAGAGCUGAAGAGAGAGGAGGCCAGUGAAUAUUGCUCCUUCCAGGAUGAGGAUGAUGAUUGCACGUACCACUACACCCUGGAGGGGGACCCCACCAUCCUCCCCAACACCACUGUCCAUGUGCAGAAGAAAAAAGAGUGCCCACCAGGGAGCUUCCUCUGGCUUAUCCCGCUGCUCAUCUUCCUCAUCCUUCUCCUGGGGCUGCUGCUUCUGCUCUGCUGGAAGUUCUGUGCCUGCUGCAAGGCUUGCCUGGCCCUGCUUCCCUGCUGUGCACGAGGUCGCACUGUUGGCUUCAAGGAGGACCACUACAUGCUUCGCCACAGCCUCAUGUCCUCCGACCACCUGGACACCCCCAUGAUCCGCACUGGAUCCCUUAAGGAUCGGGACACAGUCCGCUGGAAGAUCAACAACAAUGUUCACAAACAGGGCUUCACCUCCCUCGCUGCCACCAACCCCAAAGAUCUUGUUCCCUACGGGCUGUCUCUGAGGCUCACCAGGCUUUUCACACAGAACCUGGCAAAGCCGGACAGCCGGGAGUGUGAGCAGCUGCGCAAGGAAGUGGAGGAUAACCUGAAUGAUGUCUUCAAGCACAUACCUGGCUGCCACAAGCUCCAGCAGACCAAGUUCAGGUUACAGCCCAAUUCUGGGAAAAGGCAGGACCACACCAUUGUGGACACAGUGCUUGCUGCCCCUCGUUCAGCCAAGACUGAGAUCAUCAAAGUGGUGGAAAAGCAUGUUUCCCAUGAGGCCUUCAAUGACCUGAAGGUUUCACCAGGUUAUUACACUGUGACCUCAGACCAAGAUGCUCAUGGGAUGGUGGAGUUCCAAGAGAACGUGGAGCUGGUGGAUGUUCGUGUCCCACUCUUCAUCAGGGAUGAUGAUGAUGAUGAAAAGCAGCUGCAGGUGGAGGCCAUUGAUGUACCCACUGGCAUUGCUGAGAUUGGGCGCAGACUGGUCAACAUCACCAUCAUCAAAGAGCAAGCCAGCAGCCUCAUUACCUUCCUGCAGCCAGCCUAUUCCCACAGCCGCUUUGAUAAGCUGGCCAAGAUCCCUGUCCUCCGGGAGAUCAUAGACAACGGGAAAUCCCAAGUCACCUACAGGACCCGGGAUCUCACUGCCAAGAAUGGCAGGGACUACAUCUUCACAGAGGGUGACCUGGUCUUCCAGCCCGGGGAGACCCGAAAGGAGGUGCAGGUCCCCUUGCUGGAGCUGACAGAAAUAGACACCCUGCUCCACAACAGCCAGCUCAAGCAGUUUGCCAUCGACCUCCUCCAUCCCAAGCACGGCGCCAAGAUAGGACGAUACCCCCAGACCACGGUGACCAUCGCUGACCCAGAGGUGGUGGAUGGUGUCCCCUCCAUGACUGGGCUGAGCCAGGUCCCUCAGUCACCCAAAGGCCGCCUGAAUGCACCACAUAAUCCCAGUGCCCAUGCUCUCAGCUCCAGGGAAAUCCGCUUCAGCUGGUUUCCUCCACCAGGAAAACCUCUGGGGUACAAGGUGAAAUACUGGAUCCAAGGGGACCCUGAGUCAGAAGCCCAUCUCAUUGAUGUCAAAGCACCAUCAGCACAGUUGAGUAACCUCUACCCCUUCUGUGACUACGAGAUGCAAGUCUGUGCCUACAACUCCAUGGGUGAAGGUGCUUACUCCGACAUCAUCCACUGCCGCACGCUUGAGGAUGUUCCCAGUGAGCCCGGACGCUUGGCUUUCAACGUUGUGUCUUCUACUGUGACUCAGCUGAGCUGGGCUGAGCCUGCAGAAACCAACGGGGAGAUCACAGCUUAUGAAGUCAGUUAUGGACUCGUCAACGAGGACAACAUACCCAUUGGCCCGAUGAAGAAGGUGCUGGUUGAAGACCCAAAGAAGCGUAUGGUGCUGAUAGAAAACCUGCGAGAGUCCCAGCCCUAUCGUUACAUAGUGAAGGCCAGAAAUGGGGCAGGCUGGGGACCUGAGAGAGAAGCCACCAUCAACCUGGCUACCCAGCCCAAGCGCCCGAUGUCCAUCCCCAUCAUCCCCGACGUGCCCAUCAUUGAUGCAGAGGGAGGUGAGGACUAUGACAGUUACCUGAUGUACAGCACAGAUGUGCUGCGCUCUCCAGCUGGCAGCAAGCAUCCCAGCGUCUCUGAUGACUCAGAGCACUUGCUGAAUGGCCGGGUGGACUUCUCCUUCCCUGGCAGUGGCAGUGGGACACUGACCAGGACAGCAAACACCAGCUACCACCAGCUGAGCCAACACAUACAGCAGGAGCACAGGGUGAUGGGGAGCUCCUCGCUGACAAAAGAAUACUCCACAAUGAUGAUGGGGCACGACUCCAGGCUACCACUGGGCAUCCCUGACACCCCCACACGCCUGGUGUUCUCUGCCCUGGGACCUACCUCCCUGAAGGUGAGCUGGCAGGAGCCACACUGCGAGAAGGAGGUGCAGGGCUACAGCGUACAGUACCAGCUCAUCAAUGGAGGAGAGGUGCACCGACUCACCAUCCCUAGCCCCAGCCAGAACUCGGUGGUGGUUGAGGACCUGCUGCCCAACCACUCCUACAUCUUCAAGGUGAAGGCACAGAGCGAAGAAGGUUGGGGCCCUGAGAGGGAAGGAGUCAUCACCAUAGAGUCCCAGGUGGACCCGCAGAGCCCGCUCAGCCCUGUACCAGGUUCACCCUUCACACUGAGCACACCCAGUGCUCCAGGACCCCUGGUUUUCACUGCCCUCAGCCCUGAAUCCCUCCAGCUCAGCUGGGAGAGACCCCGCAAGCCCAAUGGGUCCAUCUUGGGCUAUAUGAUCACCUGUGAGAUGCUGCAUGGAGGAGGGGAGCCAAGGAAUAUCUAUGUUGAAGGAGACAAUCCAGAAACUACUCUGACUGUGCCCCACCUGAGUGAGAACAUCCCAUACAAGUUCAAAGUGCAAGCCAAGACCACCCAAGGCUUUGGACCAGAGAGAGAAGGCAUCAUCACCAUUGAAUCGCAGGAUGGAGGCACUUUCUCCCAGUUUGGAGGACAGCAGUACAUGAGAGAAGAAGUGUACAACUUCCCCACUGAAUACGCCACCAAAACCAGCAUCAGCCAUUCCUCUCUGGAUCCCCACUUCACAGAUGGCAUGCUCAUGACAACCCAGCGAGUGGAGAGUGCCAGCAGCACCCUCACCAAACAGGUCACCAAAGAGUUUGUGAGCCGGACCGUGAUGUCCAGUGGGACUCUAACCAAACAGAUGGAGAGGCAGUUCUAUGAGGCCUGAGCCAGGGCAGGCUCUCUGCCAGCGUGACGUUUGUUCGGAUGACAGGGGUUUGUGGAAUGAGCCAAGGGUGCUUCAUCCAGACUGCCAUGGUGCCUGGGCAGCUCCUCUUGUGGGCAGAGAACCACCAUGGCACUUCAAGCUCUGGACAUCACCUUUGGAGCCCAGCACACUCAAAGCUCUGGCACAGUUGGCUCACCAGGUGUGUGCUCAUCUUUUGGGACUUCUUCACCCUGUCCUGCUCUGCAGGGACUCAGCUCUGCAGAGCCCACAUCUUCCAUGAACAAUCACCACUCACUCCAAUACACACUGACUGCCCAUCCUUCCAAAUGCACCUGCUGAAACCUGGGUGUCUCAAUGGCUCCAACCUCCCCAGAUAAAUGGAACAGAAUGAUUUAUUCUCAGGUCCUCACUUUUGAGAGGAUCCCAGCUGUUGGAAUCCUGAUUUAUAGAGGGUCACUUUUCCUUCUUUUCUCCAAGCUCUUUGGCAACUUGUCUAUCCCCUGGAGAUGGUUAUUUUGUUGUAUUUGGGUUUUUUGUAUGAGAGCUGCCAGGCAGGGGCUUGGGGGUGACCUGUGCUUUCUUACUUGUGCCUGUCCUUUGCUGCUAACAUUUGGAACCAUGAUAGCAAAGCAUUGCCUUUCACUCAUUGCGUUACUCAUGAUGGCCUCUGGAU
Calypte anna (Anna's hummingbird) is the source of this 5716-nucleotide messenger RNA. It is a transcript of the gene ITGB4, whose product is annotated as integrin subunit beta 4. The coding region runs from base 82 to 5043 and encodes 1653 amino acids. The record is from RefSeq and is a predicted model, not a curated record. The transcript is spliced from 36 exons. Gene Ontology annotation, cellular component: focal adhesion; integrin complex; membrane. Gene Ontology annotation, molecular function: integrin binding. NCBI's taxonomy places the organism in Eukaryota, Metazoa, Chordata, Aves, Apodiformes, Trochilidae. Gene Ontology annotation, biological process: integrin-mediated signaling pathway; cell-matrix adhesion; cell adhesion mediated by integrin.